AUGUCUUCCCAGUCGUUCGUCUGGCUUGUAACCGGAGCAAGCCGCGGGCUCGGAUUCGAGCUCACGAGACAAUUACUCACUUCUGCGUCAAACACUGUCAUAGCCUGCUGUAGGAAUCCCAAUAGCGCGACAAAGUUGCACGCACUACAAAGCUCCGCAGGCAAGCUGCACUUGAUUUCCAUGGACGUAGGCAGCGAACAAUCCAUGCGCGAUUCUGUCGGAAUGGUCGAUGCGAUCCUCGCUGGCAGGGGCAUCGACUACCUGUACAACAACGCUGGUAUAGCUCUGACCGACGACACACCGUACAAUUUCUCGUACUCGGAACUCUUGGAAGAGCUCAAGAUCAAUCUCGCAGGGCCGGCCCUUCUUGGGCAGCUGUACCUUCCUCAUGUAGAAAAGAGCCAGCGGAAAGUUAUCGUGAACGUUUCGAGUAGUCUCGGGAGCAUCGGGAGCGACAAGGGCACGAAAUAUGCAACAUAUUGCAUCACGAAGACGGCAGUGAAUAUGCUUACGUACAAACAAUCGAAGACCCGACCCGACAUUACUGUCAUUGCUCUCGAUCCUGGAUUCGUCAAGACUGAUUUAGCCGGUCCGAACGCUGAUCUAGAACCAGAAGAGAGCAUUUGCGGAGUUCUCAAAGUGGUGACUUCCGUCAGUAUUGCUGACACUGGUAAGUUCUUUGGGUACAAUGGUCGAGAGCUUCCGUGGUGA
Fibroporia radiculosa is the source of this 711-nucleotide messenger RNA. RefSeq lists its product as uncharacterized. The coding region runs from base 1 to 711 and encodes 236 amino acids. The transcript is spliced from 5 exons. The record is from RefSeq and is a predicted model, not a curated record. NCBI's taxonomy places the organism in Eukaryota, Fungi, Basidiomycota, Agaricomycetes, Polyporales, Fibroporiaceae.